AUGCGCAUACAUGCGUCUAUCGUCAUCAUUCAGUUUGUUCUCCUUCCCGUCCUAUCUCCGGACCCUCUCGCUCACCCAUCGCGCAGAAGCAAAGUAUGCAGUUGGGGUGGUCUAAUGACUGCAGGCGCAGAAGCUAGGGGAGCAGUUGGCAUUGUCAUUUCUGGACGAGAGACCUCGCUGAACAUCGCGCAGCAAAUUUUCCGUCCCCUAUCGUACCUGUCCGCUGUCGAUGUUACCCUCAACAUUCGUCCCAAAGAUGUGGGUGAAGGUCCAGAUGUGUUCGCCUCUGAUGUUGUGACACAAGAGGAUGAAAUCGUUACAGACGAAGAGGUUGUAAUUUGCGUGUCGGUGGAUAGGGUAGAUAAGGUCGUGGAACUUGCUAAGAAGGGGCAGGAGGUUUAUGCUAGGUAUAUGGCUGAUAUAAAAGCUGGAAAGGGCAUCUAA
Suillus paluster is the source of this 444-nucleotide messenger RNA. RefSeq lists its product as uncharacterized. NCBI's taxonomy places the organism in Eukaryota, Fungi, Basidiomycota, Agaricomycetes, Boletales, Suillaceae. The record is from RefSeq and is a predicted model, not a curated record. The transcript has 2 exons. Bases 1 to 444 code for a protein of 147 amino acids.